AUGGCUGGCACCCAGGUUGACGCCGGGGAUCCUGCUCCCAAGCGCCGUCGCUUGAACGAUUCUGCGCCUGCGGUUACAAACGGCAAACAGUCGCCGGCCAACAUUGAGUCGUCGCCGUCCUCGUCCGACGAGCCCGCCGCGACCUCCGAUGAUGCGAUGGAGCACCGCCGAGCCAGCUGGUCGGCCAAGAAGACAACGCCCCCUCGCAGACAGUAUAGUCCUCAGUCAAAAAGCCCUGGCGGCUCAGACACUGCGGACGAGCUCGCCAUGAACGGGGAUGCCUUUUGGGAUCGGAAUGCGCGAGAGCAGUCCCCGGCCAAGAAGGCGCCCACGUCACUAGCUGAGAUGAACGGGGACGACGCGCAGUCGGGCGACAAAAUGGAUGCUGAAUCUUUGACCCCGGCGCUUAUCGAGCCCAACGGUGAUGCAGACUCGCGCGCGAUGUCAGUCGAACAACCUGAACGAAUACCCACGCCCGAGCCCGUUCCCCCUCCUCCGCCGCCGAAACCAGAUCAUGUAAACUAUGUUCAAAAGUAUGUUCUCAGAGGCCACCUUCGUGGCGUAUCUGCUGUAAAAUUCUCGCCGGAUCGCACCAUGAUUGCCAGUGGAGGCGCGGAUGGAACUUUGAAAGUCUGGGACACCUCUACAGGAAAGCUACUUCACUCAUUCGAAGGUCAUUUAGCAGGGAUCUCGACUGUCGCGUGGAGUCCGGACAAUGAAACCGUAGCGACCGGUUCGGACGACAAGACAAUUCGGCUAUGGAAUGCCCUGACCGGAAAAGCUCACCCAAAGGCCUUCAGCGGACACCAUAAUUAUGUCUACUCGAUUGCAUUCUCCCCCAAGGGCAACAUAAUUGUUAGCGGCUCAUACGACGAAGCUGUGUUUCUAUGGGAUGUUCGCUCUGCCAAGGUCAUGCGGUCCUUGCCGGCUCACUCAGACCCUGUUGCCGGUGUCGAUAUAUGCCACGACGGCACCCUCGUGGUCUCGUGUUCGUCGGACGGGUUGAUUCGAAUCUGGGAUACAAUGACGGGACAAUGUUUGCGCACCCUCGUUCACGACGACAACCCGCCCGUCAUGGCCGUGCGAUUCUCACCGAAUAGCAAGUACGUGCUGGCAUGGACUUUGGACGACUGUAUACGAUUGUGGGAUUACGUGCAGGGGCGAUGUAUCAAGACAUACCAGGGCCAUAUCAACAGAAAAUACAGUUUAUGUGGAAGCUUCGGGAUCUACGCAACUCCAGACGGGCCACCGCAUGCCUUUGCGGUCAGCGGUAGUGAAGAUGGAGCUAUGAUCUGCUGGGACGUUGUGGGUAAGAAUACACUCCAACGAAUUGAAGGCCAUACAGAUGUUGUCCUAGCUGUUGAUACGGCCGAGCUUGAUGGGAAAAGCCUCAUUGUCAGCUGUGGUCUGGACCAAACGGUUCGUGUUUGGGAAGAGGUCGACAACGUCAGGGUCGAUGGUCCGGUUAAGGUUAAUGGUGAUACUAUGGAAGUGACGCCUGAUCAUGCAGCAGAGGCGGAAACCAAAAGUACAUUUCAUGAAGCACAAAACGGAGUUGAGGAUGACAAAAUGGUUUCUUGA
Talaromyces rugulosus is the source of this 1581-nucleotide messenger RNA. RefSeq lists its product as uncharacterized. The record is from RefSeq and is a predicted model, not a curated record. NCBI's taxonomy places the organism in Eukaryota, Fungi, Ascomycota, Eurotiomycetes, Eurotiales, Trichocomaceae. Bases 1 to 1581 code for a protein of 526 amino acids. Gene Ontology annotation, molecular function: protein binding. The transcript is spliced from 2 exons.